Pyrus x bretschneideri (Chinese white pear) is the source of this 2173-nucleotide messenger RNA. Its product is annotated as actin-related protein 3. Lineage: Eukaryota; Viridiplantae; Streptophyta; Magnoliopsida; Rosales; Rosaceae. Gene Ontology annotation, cellular component: Arp2/3 protein complex; actin cortical patch. The record is from RefSeq and is a predicted model, not a curated record. Gene Ontology annotation, biological process: Arp2/3 complex-mediated actin nucleation. The transcript is spliced from 9 exons. Bases 407 to 1690 code for a protein of 427 amino acids. Gene Ontology annotation, molecular function: actin filament binding.
AAAAGAGAAGCCCCAAAAGAGAAAGCGAGAGGGGGGUCGACGUUGUUUGAUUGCCAAUAAAAGCAUCGAAUCGGAGAAAAUUUGCCGAAGCUGCAACGAUGAUGAUGCAGUCGACGAGAGCUGCCGCCAUUGAAAUGUUCAGCUUCUGCGUCUGUCACUGAAAUGGGUGGGGCACCAAUCGCAAUCACCAACUGCCGUGAGCUACCGAGCUGUUCGUUGAGCCGCCGCUUUCGCUUCCGAUCCAAGUCUGCGUCGCCAUCAUCAGCACCACCACCAGCUUCCACUUCGUGCUUUUCUUUCCCGCGCUCUUCAAAGCUAUGAUCAUUUGCCUCGCACCCUCUAUUGGAUCUCAGCUGCAGAUCCACCUCCGUAAUAAUCAAAGCCAAUACCAGUUUCAAGCUCUCUCAUGGACCCGGCCUCUCGCCCAGCUGUAGUCAUCGACAAUGGAAGUGGGUAUACUAAGAUGGGUUUCGCUGGAAAUGUCGAGCCGUGUUACAUUGUUCCGACUGUAGUUGCCUUAAAUGAAUCGUUUUUGAACCCGUCCAGAACGUCCUCCAAGGCCGGCUGGGUAGCGCAGCACAAUGCUGGCGUGAUGGCUGAUCUUGAUUUCUUUAUAGGGGAUGAGGCACUGGAUAGAUCUCGAUCUAGUACGACUUACAAUCUGAGCUAUCCCAUUCGACAGGGCCAGGUCGAGAAUUGGGAUUCAAUGGAGCGGUUCUGGCAGCAAUGUAUAUUUAACUACUUGCGUUGUGAUCCUGAAGACCAUUAUUUUCUUUUAACUGAGAGUCCGCUUACUGCCCCGGAGAGCCGGGAGUACACGGGCGAAAUCAUGUUCGAAACUUUCAAUGUUCCUGGCCUUUACAUUGCCGUGAAUUCAGUACUUGCUCUUGCAGCUGGUUACACUACCUCUAAGUGUGAGAUGACAGGGGUUGUAGUGGAUGUUGGAGAUGGUGCAACUCACAUUGUACCUGUUGCAGAAGGUUAUGUUAUUGGGAGCAGCAUCAAGUCGGUUCCUAUUGCCGGGAAAGAUGUCACUCUAUUCGUCCAGCAGCUUAUGCGGGAAAGAGGCGAGAAUGUGCCACAAGAAGACUCCUUUGACGUAGCUCGAAGAGUGAAGGAAAUGUAUUGCUAUACUAGUUCUGACAUUGUCAAGGAGUUUAAUAAGCACGACAAAGAACCUUCCAAGUAUAUUAAGCAAUGGAGAGGCAUUAAGCCAAAGACAGGGGCGCCCUACUCUUGUGACAUUGGCUAUGAACGAUUUCUGGGUCCAGAGGUUUUCUUCAAUCCUGAGAUUUAUAGCACGGACUUCACCACUCCCUUACCGGUUGUAAUUGACAAGUGUAUUCAGUCUGCUCCAAUUGACACCAGGAGGUCUUUGUAUAAGAAUAUAGUGUUGUCUGGAGGUUCAACCAUGUUCAAGGACUUCCAUAGGAGGUUGCAACGGGAUAUAAAGAAGAUUGUUGAUGCCCGGCUUCUUGCAUCUGAAGCUCGAGUUGGCGGUGAAGUAAAAUCACAGCCAGUGGAAGUGAAUGUAGUUAGUCAUCCCAUCCAGAGAUUUGCAGUUUGGUUUGGAGGCUCUGUACUUGCAUCCACACCUGAAUUCUUUGCGGCUUGCCAUACAAAAGAAGAGUAUGAGGAAUACGGCGCAAGCAUAUGCAGAACAAAUCCUGUUUUCAAGGGGAUGUAUUGAUGCAAAUAUCGAUUUUGGCUGGACCACUUGCUGGCAAUUCCUGAUAAAAAUGGUAUUCCCCGUCAAUUCCACCUCCUACAUGCUCAGUAAUUUUACUUCCUGAAUCUGCCUGGUCAGAUGUGUACUCAUGUGCUGCUAGGGGCAGUGUAAAAUAUAGUUUCUCAGUUGUUAAUUUUGUAAGAGAAAUUUCAUUAGGAGGCAAUAGGUCUUCCUAAAAGCAGAUAGGAAAAUAGUCUACAGUGUUUUUUAGUCCGAGUGGCCCCUGAAGGAUCAGACGAGAAUCAUGAUGUGGGUGGACAUGAACCUGCCUGAAAUAUGCAGUUUUGAUGUUCAACUUAGAUAGAUAGAGUUUGCUUAAGAUUGUUACACUGUAGUGCAUUUCCGGUAGGUAGUUUGAUUCUUUCGGAUUGGAUUGGAUUGGAUUGGAUUGUUGUAGCACAAUAAUUUCUAAUUUGAGUUCAAAUAUAUUUCUAUUUCAAGACA